AAGCUCUCCUUACGAGGCAAGAGGUGACCUAAUUACCGUUGUGUAAAUAACUGGGUAUUUUUCACGGAAAAUCAUCCAACCAGCAGAAACAUAUUUCUUUCAUCAACAACUUCACGGGACACACCAUUGAAUCUAGGGUUUUGCGAUUAUCAGAUAUACCGACAAAAAUGGAAGGUCCGAUCAACGGAGGAAUGUUGUACCACGAGGUACAAGAGUCGAAGCUGUGUGCCGUCCAUUGCGUCAACACGGUGUUGCAGGGACCUUUCUUCUCCGAGUUCGAUUUGGCUGCUCUUGCCUCCGAUCUUGAUCGGAGGGAGCAUCAGAUGAUGCUUGAAGGUCCUGCUGCUUCAGGAGGAGAUGCUUUCUUGUCUGAGGAGUCGUAUAAUGUCUCUAUGGAUGGCGAUUUCAGUAUCCAGGUGCUACAGAAGGCAUUGGAKGUGUGGGACCUACAAGUUAUCCCCCUGCACAGUCCAGUAGCCGAGCCGGCUCAGGUUGACCCAGAACUUGAGAACGCAUUUAUAUGCCAUUUACAAGACCAUUGGUUCUGCAUCAGGAAGGUGAACGGAGAAUGGUACAACUUUGACAGCUUAUACGCAGCCCCUGAACAUCUCUCCAAAUUCUAUCUUUCUGCUUAUCUCGACACUUUAAAAGGUUUCGGAUGGAGUAUCUUUCUGGUCAGGGGUAACUUCCCAAAAGAAUGUCCGAUGACAUCUGGUGAAGCCUCCAAUGGUUAUGGCCAGUGGUUGUUGCCUGAAGAUGCUGAGCGAAUUACCAAAUCCUGCAAUUCAGGACAGCGGCAGCAACAGCAAACGCAGCAGUUGCAGCCUCAAAGAACUCCACCGAUGGAAGAUGAUGACCUGAAUGCCGCCAUUGCUGCCAGUUUGAGAGAUAACAGUGGUGAAGUUGGGACCUCCGGGAAUGACGAUGAUCUGGAGGCAGCCAUAGCCGCCAGCUUGAAGGAUUCUUCACCAGCGGUAACAACCAGCUUGGUGAACAAAGAUUUGGAUGCUGCAGCACCGGUUGCCACCGCUGAUACUACAGCAGUCACAGGUGCCGCCAGUGGUGAAGGCGGCACGUCGGAAAGUGAAAGUAUGAAGAUCGGAUUACAAGAUAAGUGAGAAGAGAGUUGGGUAUUAAGAGUUGUGUUCCUGGGUUUAAAAUGUGUGCAUUAUUACACACUUCUUUUGUUGAAAAUUACCCUCUUGCUUUAUUGUAAAGACUUGUCAAUUUGUUUGACUUCUAUAUCGUGGAUGUGUGAAGACGGAGUUUACAGAAUAAGACAAACUGGUCCUUUUUUUCA
Messenger RNA from Cynara cardunculus var. scolymus (artichoke), 1300 nucleotides. RefSeq names its product ataxin-3 homolog. Gene Ontology annotation, biological process: protein deubiquitination. Gene Ontology annotation, cellular component: nucleus. The transcript is spliced from 2 exons. Lineage: Eukaryota; Viridiplantae; Streptophyta; Magnoliopsida; Asterales; Asteraceae. Gene Ontology annotation, molecular function: cysteine-type deubiquitinase activity. The record is from RefSeq and is a predicted model, not a curated record. The coding region runs from base 168 to 1118 and encodes 316 amino acids.